CCCAACCCAGGGAUUGUGAACAAAGCGUUUGGCAUCAACACAGACUCCCUCUAUCAUGAACUUUCCACAGCAGGAUCCGAGGUGAUCGGAGAUGUUGAUGAAGGAGCAGAUCUGCUAGGGGAGUUCUCAGGAAUGGGCAAAGAAGUUGGCAAUCUGCUGUUGGAGAACUCACAGCUACUGGAGACCAAAAAUGCUUUGAACGUUGUGAAGAAUGAUCUGAUUGCCAAGGUGGACCAGUUGUCUGGAGAACAAGAAGUGCUGAAGGGAGAGCUUGAGGCAACGAAGCAAGCCAAAGCCAAAAUGGAAACCAGAGUCAAGGAGCUGGAGGAAGAGCUGAAAAGAGUGAAAUCUGAAGCGAUUGUUGCCCGACGAGAACCCAAAGAAGAGGUGGAGGAUGGCUCCUCCCCUCUGCAGGACAACAUCCCCAUCGCUCAGCGCCGACGCUUCACCCGCGUGGAAAUGGCCCGGGUUCUGAUGGAGCGCAAUCAAUACAAGGAGAGGUUGAUGGAGCUCCAGGAGGCUGUCAGGUGGACUGAGAUGAUCAGAGCUUCCCGUGAGCACCCGUCCGUCCAGGAGAAGAAGAAGUCCACCAUUUGGCAGUUCUUCAGCCGUCUGUUCAGUUCCUCCUCGAGUCCCCCACCAGCAAAGAGGACCUACCCAUCUGUGAACAUCCACUACAAGUCUCCAACCACAGCAGGGUUCAGCCAGCGACGCAGUCACACCAUGUGCCAGAUCUCCUCUGGCAGCCGCACCCUGGAGUUCUUCCCUGAGGAUGACUGCACGUCCUCAGCUCGCCGUGAGCAGAAGCGGGAGCAGUACCGCCAGGUCCGGGAGCACGUGCGGAACGAUGACGGGCGGCUGCAGGCCUGCGGCUGGAGCCUCCCUGCCAAGUACAAGCAGCUGAGCCCCAAUGGUGGUCAGGAAGAUACUCGCAUGAAAAACGUCCCUGUGCCUGUAUACUGUCGCCCGCUUGUAGAGAAGGACCCAACCAUGAAGCUGUGGUGUGCAGCUGGAGUCAAUCUCACGGGAUGGAGACCUUUGGACCAGGAGGCUGGGAAUGGUCAGAAAUUGGAUCCUGGACGGGAUCCUCUCACCUGUGAUCGGGAAGUGGAGGGUGAGAACAACAAAAGUAACCAUACGUCUCCAGAGAAGAAAAAGGCAAAGGAGCUUCAUGAAAUGGAUGCCACGUCCAGUCGUGUCUGGAUCCUCACCAGUACCCUGUCAACAAGUAAAGUUGUAAUCAUUGAUGCCAAUCAGCCUGGCACAGUGGUGGACCAGUUCACUGUCUGCAAUGCUCAUGUGCUCUGCAUCUCCAGCAUCCCCGCGGCCAGUGAGAGUGAUUACCCUCCAGGAGAGAUCUUUCUGGAGGGAGAUGUAAAUCCUGAAGAGUCGUCUGGAACAGAUGGUGUCUUGGCAGGAAUCACUCUGGUGGGCUGUGCAACUCGCUGCAACGUGCCACGAAGCAACUGUUCCUCGCGUGGUGACACACCUGUGCUGGACAAGGGACAGAGUGAAGUGGCUGCUGUCUGCAAUGGGAAGAUCAACCAAUCUCAGUCAACAGAGGAGGCAACAGAAGCUACAGAGGUGCCAGAGAAUGGUACAAGUGAGACAGAGCCUGUUCAAGCCCGCCCUGGACCCCUCACAGAGCACGUGUUUACAGACCCAGUCCCUGCCCAGGCACCUCUUCGGCAGAACGGGGAGAAUGGGCAGCUGAAGACAGAGUCGAGCACAGCACUGCCAGACCAGGAGCUGAAUGGGGAUGCUGCUGGGACGUGCACCAGUGCUGCCCCCACCAUGUGGCUGGGAGCACAGAAUGGCUGGCUUUACGUGCACUCCGCUGUAUCUAACUGGAAGAAGUGUCUGCACUCAAUAAAGCUGAAGGACUCCGUGCUGAGUUUAGUGCAUGUGAAAGGAAGGGUCCUCGUUGCUCUGGCAGAUGGAACACUGGCCAUAUUCCACCGAGGAGAAGAUCGUCAGUGGGAUCUCAGUAAUUACCACCUAAUGGACCUUGGUCACACUCACCAUUCUAUCCGCUGCAUGGCUGUUGUGUAUGACAGAGUCUGGUGUGGCUACAAGAACAAAAUCCAUGUUAUUCAACCUAAGACAAUGCAGAUUGAGAAGUCCUUUGAUGCCCACCCUCGGCGCGAGAGCCAGGUGCGACAGCUGGCGUGGAUUGGAGAUGGAGUGUGGGUUUCCAUCCGCCUGGAUUCCACCCUGAGGCUUUACCAUGCCCACAGCCAUCAACACCUGCAGGACGUUGACAUUGAGCCUUACGUCAGCAAGAUGCUGGGUACUGGGAAAUUGGGCUUCUCGUUUGUACGGAUUACAGCCCUGCUCAUUGCUGGCAAUCGUCUCUGGGUGGGAACAGGGAACGGUGUUGUCAUCUCCAUUCCACUGACUGAGACUGUAGUCCUCCACCGAGGCCAACUCCUUGGGCUCCGGGCCAACAAGACCUCACCCACCUCUGGAGAGGGCAGCCGCUCCGGGGGGGUCAUCCACGUGUACGGUGACGACAACAGCGACAAAUCUGCCAGCAGUUUUAUUCCCUACUGCUCCAUGGCUCAGGCACAGCUCUGUUUCCACGGUCACCGCGAUGCUGUCAAGUUCUUUGUCUCUGUGCCUGGCAAUGUCCUCGCAACCUUGAAUGGGAGCGUGUUGGACAGCCCGUCGGAGAACCCCAGCACAGCAGCCACGGAGACCGAGGGGCAGAAGCUGAAGAAUGUCCUGGUGCUGAGUGGAGGAGAAGGGUACAUUGAUUUCCGGAUCGGGGAUGGAGAAGAUGAUGAGACAGAGGAGAAUGCAGGAGAUGCCACCCAGGUGAAGCCAGUACUUUCUAAGGCAGAGAGGAGCCACAUUAUUGUGUGGCAGGUAUCCUAUAUCCCAGAGUGAGAAUUUCUCCUUUCCUACCAAUGUAAGUGUCCCUGUUCCCGCCUGAAUGCCACGAUGUACAUACAGAACGCCUGCAUUAUACCUACUGCUGGAAACCGACCCCAGACAACUGCAGCGGCUCCUGCCUCAGACUGUGACCCCUUUGUAACCUCUGAACUUGCAGCUUUCAUCUUGGGCCCAUGAGCUUUCUGCGUGGUUGGGUUAUUGUUCUGCUCUGGAGCUGGCGUCUACACGGAGAGAAAUGGCAGCGCACCCAUAAAGUGAAGCUUGGAGCCAGAGCUGUGCAAGAGCUUUGCCUGGGGCUGGGGAGCUGACAGGUGGUGGGUCUGGUUCUCCAGCAGGAUGCCUUGCUCCCACUUGCAUGAGAAGUAGUACAGCACCCUGGCGUCCCUGCCAAAGCAGCGAUGGAGGAUCACAACUCCUACAGCACCCCAGGAGAAAUCCUUCCUUGUUCACCAGUGGACUUUCCACCUUAUCCACUAUGCACAGAGGACACCUGAGCACAGAAUCAUAUCUCACAGACUGACAGCAGCCAGGUCCAAGGAGCCUUCAAUGGAAAGGAGUGUUGAGCUUUGGGAAGAGCUUUUGCUGUUUGGCUGGAGAAGGUGGCAGGGCCAUCAAUGUGGGAAUACAUCCUACAUCCUCCACACUUGCAGGUGGAAAGUCUCCCUCCUCUUCUGCUGCUUUUAUCGUAGCAGUCGUGUGCUGGGUGACUGUGUGUGUCCAGAGGGGAUUGUUUGGUAGCCUCAGGUGGGUGACAGGUGGUUGAUUGUGGAGGCCAUGGGGCCUUUGGAAACUACAGUAACAAAGAAGUACUGGAACCUCAUUAUUUUAAAGGGGAUAAAGGCAGUGAUAUUUUAACUCCCUUCUCCAAAAAAGAUGUCAAGCAGAAAAGAAUUCUUGAGUUCAUUCAUGUUGUGAGCCUGAAAGCUUUAGGAGAAAGCUAUCUCUGCAGAGCAUUUGUUGGCUUUUAAAACACAGGCAAUGGUAGACAGUGUUGGUGUGCUGUGGGUUCUGCAUUAACAGAUCAGGAAAGACCUUAUAGGAGAAGCAGCAAAAGAUGCAGCCAAGGAGAGCGGGUUUAAGCUCCAUAUUCAAAGUGUGGCAGCUCCAGGUGUAGAGGCAGCGGUUUGUUUUCCCUUUCUGACAGUUGCAACAGUUUUUCCCCUACAAGGCUCCCUGUCAGCAAUGAAUUUAGAUCCCGGUGGCUGUUUUGUUGUUUCCUGAGCUGUGCAGCACUGGAUCUCCCAGGGAUGUCCACCUCCAUCUCUGGGGAAUGUGACCUGUGCUUGUUGCCAUGGCCCAGGCUGCCCCCAAGCCUUGUGCUCUGCAGCUGUUCGUGUGCUGCAGGAACACAGCGCUCACUGGGGAAACUUUAAUGUCUGUCCUCAUUCAGCAGCCCUGAAAUGCUCCUUGGAUCCCCAGUUCAGAAGAGGCUGGGGCAGACAGUUCCCAUGCAGGGAGGGAAGAGGCCGUACCCAGAGUGCAGUGGCCUCAGCCAUCAGAGUGUGGGGCCAUGGUGCUGCCUGUGAGCAGCUGGUGAUUUGCAGGGGUAGGAAACCAGCUGGGCUGUAUCUGUAAGGAUCGGUGACUUGCAUCUGGCUGAUAGUGCAAGCAGCCGCUCGGGUAGAGGGAACAUAGAGAGGAGGCAGCUCACGGGGCAGUGCUGCCGUGCCGGGCUGCUCGCUCACAUCACCUGAAUGCUUCUGCUAGAACAGGCUCUCUGGGUCACAGCACGGGGUAAUAACUGAUGUUUAGACAGCAGGUUCCACAGACAUCUAACAGUUAAUCAGAGCCAGGAAAAUGGCACAAUUCGGUCUCACUCAAUGGCAAAUCCAGUUCUUCAGGUGCAUCAAACCUUCAGCAUAAAAACACAGAAUUACAGCGUUCUUACCUCUUACAACUUGUUCUUUAUCUGGUUUUAGUGGUAGAAGUGACAAUAUUCAGACUUUUGUCACCCCCUGGUCCGUGGCAACAGAAGGAAACCAACCACUCUUGGGCCCAAGGGUUCCUUCCCAGUUUGGUUCGUGGUGUCCUCCAAGAGAAGCACACGACACAGGGGCGGCUCCAGCUCAGCAGAGUCAGCCCCUGCUGUCGGCUCCUGUCGGGAUGUGGCGGCUGCUGGGCGGCAAGGUGAGAACUGGCUUCAACACACCCCCUGUCAAAUCUCCACUGUGAUGUAUGUAAAGUAUCUUGUAUGUUACAAAAGGAUUUUAAAAAGUGUCUUAAGGCCUGUAAACUCCGCUCUUUGGUCUGAAGAUGGCAUUCUGUAAAGAGACCGCUGUAUGAAUACGUUCCCGUGCUUUUUUCCCUAUGCUAUCAAACAACAAACCAUAUCUGUUCUGUAUGUAAUAAAUGUGUUAACAUCAGAAA
Molecule: messenger RNA, 5262 nt
Organism: Coturnix japonica (Japanese quail)
Lineage: Eukaryota; Metazoa; Chordata; Aves; Galliformes; Phasianidae
Source: RefSeq, a predicted model, not a curated record